AUGUCAUUAGUAAAUUACCGGAUCGUCCCGGGCAGCACCACGUUCCGCCACAGCAAGCUCCGCUACUCCAGCCGCGUGAAGGCCUCCCCUGUGAGGGCGAGACAAUCGGUGAAAGCGGCGUCAUUGAGCCGCAUCGAGAGUACAAGUGGGGGCGGGGGAGACAUCAGCGUCGGGGGCGCCCGCCCCGGCAGCUGUUACGGGUACGAGGCGCUUUCGGCGGCCAGCGAUGGGAGCGAAGCAGAGGCGGAGUACGCGCCCUUCGACCUGUCUGGGGAACCCUCGUCGAGGGGGUCGUGCAAGGUGAACUUCCCCCCGGAACUGGAUCUCGAGCGGCGGACUGCCCCCCCCUGCUUGAGAUCCAGGUCGAGGGCGCGCUCCAUGAGCGCCUGGAGUGAUGUCAGCCGUUCCAGCAUUCGAUUCGAGGAGCGACUGGACAGUUGUUACGAGACAAAGACAAUUGUGCUUAUCACCAAGUUGGUCCAAGCUGGACUCUGUCAGGCCAAAAAAAUAAGCGAGGUUGACCCUCGAGGUGGUGGCAGGAUAGCUAUGAAGAAACUGCAGGCGUGCUGUGAGAGCCGAGCAGAGAGAGCAUUAGAAGGAGGACCGCAAAAUGUAAUAUAA
Leptosia nina is the source of this 621-nucleotide messenger RNA. The record is from the annotation of a GenBank genome assembly. NCBI's taxonomy places the organism in Eukaryota, Metazoa, Arthropoda, Insecta, Lepidoptera, Pieridae.